Messenger RNA from Suillus bovinus, 573 nucleotides. RefSeq lists its product as uncharacterized. The transcript has a single exon. The record is from RefSeq and is a predicted model, not a curated record. The annotation marks the transcript as partial. Lineage: Eukaryota; Fungi; Basidiomycota; Agaricomycetes; Boletales; Suillaceae.
CAGAACCAACUACCUAGAGGCACUACAAUCCUUGGGACUGUACUAUCUUCCAACAAAACAAACAUCACCACUAUGACCGGUGCCAGGGUCGCUCAUCCACUUCUUCUAGGCCUUGCAAAUAUCUGCAUGUGCACUUGCACCAAACUCUCAUCUAGGGCAUUCCUACUUAUAGCUCUCCCCCCUAUCCCACAUUAUUUGCACCCCAAUCAACGGAUGUGGGGCAUGCUCGAAGAUCACCUCAUACAUGAGUGUCUUGUCAUUGUCUUGAAACCAUUGAUGAUAGCAGCCGAGAUCAGGAUCAUGAUGUCAGAUCCAGUGGGCAAUGUUCAUCAUUGUUAUAUGCCUCUUGCAGCCUACAUCAUUGACACCCCCGAGGCAUGUAUGCUUGCAUGUGUGCGUGGCAAAACUUCGCCAUUCACCAUGGUGUCAUAUCUUGAGUUUGGAGGCGAUUUUCGUCAUCCCAAAUGCACGCGCUCCAUCACACUUGAACAGCUUGCAAACAUCAAGGCCAACUCCAAUAACCACAAAGCUUGUUUCAGGUGUUGGCGCAAGUAUGGAAAUACAUGGUUUUGA